AUGGGAGCCCCCAAGGGAGCGGAGCAGCAGCCUCCCCAGGAGUAUUAUAUUUUGUAGGUUGAAACAAGAGAGGAUGAAGAGCAAAAUAUUAAGUUAAGUGAAAUUUUGGAACUAUUAGUGGCAGCUGGAUACUUCAGAGCAAGAAUUAAGGGGCUGUCACCCUUUGAUAAGGUGGUAGGUGGCAUGACGUGGUGUAUCACAACAUGCAACUUUGACAUUGAUGUUGACUUAUUGUUCCAGGAAAACUCAACUAUUGGUCAAAAAAUUGCCUUAACUGAGAAAAUUGUCUCUGCCUUGCCCAAAAUGAAGUGUCCUCAUCGCUUGGAGCCUCAUCAAAUACAGGGACUGGAUUUCAUUCACAUCUUUCCUGUUGUUCAGUGGCUGGUGAAACGUGCAAUAGAGACACGGGAAGAAAUGGGAGAUUACAUUCGCUCAUUUUCCAUAUCGCAGUUUGAAAAGACACACAGUCUUCCGGAGGAUGAUGACUUUAUGCAAAGAAAAGAGAAGACUAUCAAAGCAGUUGGUGAGAUAUCUGCAGUGUACAAGCCACAAAGGAAAUACAAGCGACAAUUAGCUGCGGAAAAGUUACUAGAUGAGGAGUCCAAAGUACAUGCCACACUUCUGGAAUUUGGCAGGAGGUAUGAAUUCAGCAGACAAGGAAAAAUUGAGAAGGUUGAAGACAAGAAAAUUAUACUUCCUACAGGACUUGCAUCAACAGGGAAGAAUGAUGCCUACAGUGAAGAUGAUCUUCAAGCUGCCGAAGAGCUUCGUAUUAAAACAUUGAUGACCGAAAUGACUGCAAUGGGAACAGAAGAGAGCCGACUGACUACAAGUACUGUAGGCCAGAUUGUUGGCCUCCAGUCUGAUGAGAUCAAGCAGAUUGUGUCAGAAUAUGCUGAAAAGCAAUUAGGGCUUUCCACAGAGGAACGUCCAGAAAGACUUGGAGCUGUUCAGCAGCACAGAAGGAAGCUGGCCUCACUAAACAAGCUGAUACUGCAGAAAAGAAAACUAUUGGAAGAGUUGCAAGCUAAAUGUGUUGACCUGCAAGCAAACUGUAAUGAGGCAAAGAAGACCCUGAAUAAGGUUAAGAAUUAUACUGAAAAACUGGGCAAGGAGGUAGCAGACUUGGAAACAGUGGAGUCCCAAGCAGAUUCUAAUGUACUGCAGAAGCUUCGAGCAUUGGUGGCAAUGAAUGAGAAUCUCAAAAGCCAAGAACAAGAAUUCCGAUUACAUUGUAGGGAAGAGAUGGCACGCCUCCAGCAAAACAUUGAAAGUUUGAAAGCAGAAACAGCUGAAAAUGGAGAGGAGAAGGAGCCUACUAAAAUUAUAGGCCAGCAAUACAAAGCGGAGAGAGAAAAGCUGCAGAAGAUUAGACUUCUUUUGGCCCGACGAAAUAGGGAAAUCGCCAUUUUACAACGCAAAAUUGAUGAAGUACCCAGCAGAGCUGAGUUAACCCAAUACCAGAAGAGAUUUAUUGAACUUUAUGGUCAGGUAUCAGCAACUCAUAAAGAAACUAAGCAGUUCUUCACUCUGUACAACACGCUGGAUGAUAAGAAGGUAUAUUUAGAAAAAGAGGUUAACUUGCUGAAUUCAAUUCAUGACAAUUUCCAACUAGCCAUGUCUUCUUCCAGUGCCCGAGAGCAGUUUUUGCGGCAGAUGGAACAGAUUGUAGAGGGAAUUAAGCAGAAUCGAAUAAAGAUGGAGAAAAAGAAACAAGAAAACAAAAUGAGAAGAGAUCAAUUAAAUGAUGAAUACCUGGAGCUGCUAGAGAAACAGAGACUUUACUUCAAAACAGUGAAAGAAUUUAAAGAGGAAUGCCGCAAAAACGAAAUGCUUUUGUCCAAACUGAAAGCCUUGAAGAACUUCUGCCAGUGAUAUUUGUGUCAUUUGUACGAUGAGUGGUUUUGUCUUUUUGAUCUAUCCAAGUGACUAAAAUUAUACAGUUAACCUGUAAAGAUGUAAUACAAAAGAACAAAAAGGGAAUCUUGCCUUGUUUGUUUCUUGUGCAGAAAGAUUCCAAUUACUUAAGAAUGGCAUUCUUUCCUAUUUUGAUCUGCCUUUGUGCUAGUCAGCAUUUCAAGAAAAAUCUAUGCACAUUACAAAAUUGUAUACUGUUUUAAACAAGGAAGAAUAAACAGAUGUACCCAGAA
This is a messenger RNA of Heteronotia binoei (common prickly gecko), 2150 nucleotides long. RefSeq names its product coiled-coil domain containing 93 (gene CCDC93). Lineage: Eukaryota; Metazoa; Chordata; Lepidosauria; Squamata; Gekkonidae. Gene Ontology annotation, biological process: Golgi to plasma membrane transport. The transcript is spliced from 23 exons. The record is from RefSeq and is a predicted model, not a curated record.